ACAUUGGAGGAGGGAAAGAGAGAUGUGGAGAGAAAAAAGGAGAGGAAGAUGCAAGGAUUCGCUUCGCUGCCGUAGUUUAAAAGUCUUGCCAAGGGGACUUAGAAGAGCGUUGGUGGUAUAAAUACCCAGCAUAAACAGGAUUAAAAGAGCAACUACUGACUCCAUCAGAGAGGUGUGAAGUGAGAGAGACAAGCAGAGAGAGAGAGAGAGAAUAAAGUGCAAGCAUCAGGAGCGGUGUGUACUGCAGUGUGUCUGUACACACGCAAACAGGAGCUCGCUUUACUACAACACUCAACUUGGGAGACAAGAACCGUCACUUCUCAAGCAGCGUCAAGUGAACUCUCACUCGAACACCAGCCUGUCCUUCUCUCUCUCGUCUAGACAAGCUCGUACACACAAAUGGAGAAUAUAUCUUUGUGCUGAAGUAUUGCUCAAGUUCAGCCUGGGCCACUGGAUUCGUCUGUUUUGCUUCAUCCAGUCCCACUGGACACCAUCACAGAGUUCACGAUCAGUGGAAGAGCACAGUCCAAGUACCACCAUGAGAGGUGAGGGGUGCUGGACACGACUCUGAGAGACCUCGCACGGCUGGGAGCGAGUGGCGCAUUAAAAAUACAGGUCCCCACAAGAGCUUUCUGGUCUCAGCUAGCGCUGUAAAUCAAUACCCGAGCACUCUGAUUUCUUCAUCAAGACAUUGCUACAAACGGAAUGGGUUUCUUGAUGACUUGCUGAAAAGCCGCACUCCAGAGAAUACUAUUUUUUAAAGUUUGUUUCACACUGCGGCAUUGAAAACACACCGGAUACCUAAAACAGUAUAUUUAGAUAGAUGUGCAUAGUUGAAAAAGCUGAUAAGUCUUACGAUCACCUGUCAAUGUUCUUUUUUUAAGCUUAUGUUUACGCUUCCUUCAAAGCUUUUGGCACUUCAGAGAAUAUUCCUAUCAGCUUUGGACUAAAUCUCAGCUAUUUUUAUUCCAUUCUACAUAUUUAGAUAAAAGUCUCCCACUUCACAAUUCUGUUCAAAACAUUUCGGUUCUCUCAUCUGAACGAGUGAGAGCAGAAGGGGAAGUUCACGCUUAAAAUCGUCACUAUUUCACAACCUGUCUACAGUCUGUGGCUAAUCACGGUUUUCCAUCAUCAGAAGCGACUUCCAUCUUUUUUCAUGCAAAAUGAAGCACAUUAGCAUAUUUAUGGCCUGAGAUAUAUCCAGUUGUGUACAACGUGCUACAUAGAGCUUGCAUUCAGUCAUCAAGCAAAGGAACAAAUAGCUUCUGACAUGUGAAGAAAAAGGAGUAUUCAAGAGCUCUGUGCACUUAAACACAUGGAAUAAAAUCAUGGUUGCAAGCUGGGAGGAGAUGGAGGAGCACAUGAGUUAGUUUCCCCAUUAAGGUUUAUGCUUGUAUCUGUGUGAAAUCAACCAAAAAAAAAAAUUGUAAUGUGUCUGCUUUCAUAUAUAUGACAUUUUCCUAAGAGUAAAAUUGUUGGCCAGAUCUGACGGAAAGCAUUAGUUGAUGUCCAAUCCAGAUUUGGGAAAAUGAAGAAUCUGGACGAACUGGAACAUCCAUUGUUGGGUGACAGCAGCCCCAUAAACUCAAGUGAAACAGGCACUAGUGGUAGUGGACUGUUCAAAAGCAUAUUGAUGAGAAAUGAGGAGGACAAAAGACGGCCCCCUCUGGACUGGAGGAAUUAUUGCCGGUCUACAGACAUCCAACGGCAGCAGCUACUGGAUCCAUGUUCAUUGCCUAGUACACUAGAGACUCUUUAUCCUCCUACUAGCAUUUGGGCUGCUGCUGAUUCCUUGGGCAUCCACAGUAAGGAGUACCUGGAAACCACUUUUGUGGACAUUGGCCCUGGUUCACCAUUGGAAAGGAAGUUACUGGCAGAGACAAGAGAUGUCCAUAGUGUAUCCUACAGCAUGGAAGAUGGGGAUGACCUUUUGCCAGACUUUGAGGACUCCUCCAGUGAUGACUUCAGUGACACAGACAGUGAAAGCAACUUCCCCAUCAUGAUCCCUCAAGAUUACCUGGGCCUGGCUUUCUUCUCCAUGCUCUGUUGCUUCUGGCCUCUGGGCAUUGCUGCAUUCUAUCUUUCCCAAAAGACGAACAAAGCAUCAGCACAAGGAGAUUUCCAGGGUGCCAGUGCUGCAUCUCGGCAGGCUCUUUGGCUCUCUGUCCUUUCAAUCGUGUUCGGCAUCAUCACUUACAUCUGUGCCAUCGCUGCCCUGAUCUCCUAUCUCUCCGGGAAACCACCUUAAAGACUACUGUAUCGGUAUCCACUCGCGAUUCUUCCAGAAACGUAACUCCCUGGCUCCUAAUUACACAAACCGCUGCUCCUUACAUACAUUCACCUACACCUGUAAAAAGUACAUUAGUUUAGCAGAGGCACCACCUUUGUAACAAUUUCUGCAAGUUCACAGCUGUCAUUUAAGAUACAAAAAUGCAAAAGGGGUAGUUUCAGCUGAAAUCUUUGUAUUUGGGUCAAAAAAAAAUAUGACAUCCAAUUCUGAAAGAGAGACCUGCGCUCUGUUUUGGCACUUGUGUCUAAGUUGGCAGGGGAGGGAGUGAUUGAGGCCUAAGGGUUUGUUAGAAGGGAACUAGACAAGGACUGUGAGAUCAGAUCACAACGGACUUGGCUGUGAAACAGCAGGACGUGCCCUCUGAGACACAUGACUCCAGCAAACUGGGUCAUUUUCUGUCGGAGCUCUAAAGCUGGCCAUUGAACCACUCUCCAAAUUUGAAAACACCACAGUAAAUGGCUUCAGACCUCCGCUGGAAAAUGUCAGAUAGAAAACGAGUACAAGUUCAGACGGACUCUGCAAAUGUGAGGAUGCAUAACAAAUAUGCAGACGAAAGUACAUGGCUCUAUUCAUAGCUUCAUAAAUGUAGACUCUUCAUUUUCCACCUACUGUACCAACAAAACCGUACCGAGACAUUUCAUAUGAUUCAGCUAAACCAUGCCUGCAAACAUAUAAAAUGGCAAAAAAGAUGAUGAAUCAGUAAUCGGCACAGAUUCACCAAACAUUGUUAAAAAAAAUAAAACUUUUCCUAACUGA
Molecule: messenger RNA, 3046 nt
Organism: Carassius auratus (goldfish)
Lineage: Eukaryota; Metazoa; Chordata; Actinopteri; Cypriniformes; Cyprinidae
Product: transmembrane protein 91-like
Exons: 4
Coding region: 1529-2248 (239 amino acids)
Cellular component (GO): intracellular membrane-bounded organelle; membrane
Source: RefSeq, a predicted model, not a curated record